This is a messenger RNA of Chara braunii, 5927 nucleotides long. The record is from the annotation of a GenBank genome assembly. NCBI's taxonomy places the organism in Eukaryota, Viridiplantae, Streptophyta, Charophyceae, Charales, Characeae.
UCGCACGAGGAAGGGCACAUACAAGCAGCAGGCGGUCACCUCGUAUUAUUCUGACCCUAGAGAGCGUGCAUGGCACAUGACGAUCAUGCGGUUCAUCGUAGAGCGUGGCAUGCCAUUUAACUGCAUGAAGCUUGGGAGCUUCAGACGGAUGUUCACAGUCAUCAUCCCUCCUGGGGUCCCCGGGGCUCCCGUGCCUAAACUUCCGACUUAUCACAUGGUUCGCACGACGUUGUUGGACGAGCUGGAUGCAGAGGUGCAGCGGUGUGUGAGACCAGUGCUCGAUACCGCGCGUCAGAGUGGUUGCACUAUUAUGACGAAUGGCUGGACAAACAUCCGUAGUCAGACAUUGUGCAACUACCUUGUCGGUAUAGAGCGGGGACCCGCGUAUCUUGCCACUGAUGUUAUGCGGGGGAAGAAGGACGGGCCAGCAUUGCCAAAGGCAUGGUUGCACAGGCUAAAGACCCUCGAUAUCCAACUCAGCGACAUCCCAGCGUUUAUCACGGAUUCUGAGGGUGUGAACGUGUCCGCCAUGCAGAUAUUCCAAGAGGACGAAAGCGUCAAACAUAUUUUCUGGAUUCCGUGUGUGACAUAUGUUAUGGACCUCAUCUUGGAGGACAUUGGGUCGAUUGGAUGGGUGGCAUCACGCAUUGCUCAGGCGCGGCUCGUCGGCCAGGAUGCCACCGAGAUCAUGGCAUGUGCGAGGUCUCCUCCAUGGUGGGAGGAUUUGAGGCGAUUGUGUAAGAUCAUGGACCCGGUGAUGGAGAUGCUGCAGAUGUUGGACAGUGACACACGACAGAUCAGCACGGUACUGCGUCGGUAUGAGAUUAUGAUCGCAUCCUGUUUUACCGCGUGCGACUCCCUCACCACGACAGAGCAGGAUGAGAUCCUUGAGGUAUUCAACAGGCGGCGCACCAUGUUCCGUACUCCAGUGCACAUAGCGGCCAUGAUGCUGGAUCCUGAGUUUCGGGAUGCCACACUGUCGGAUGACGAUGUGCUGCAGCAGGGGUUGAUUGCCGCUUUGGUUCAGUUUGGCUACCCCGAGGGAUCUCCGCAGCACAUCGAGGUGCUCACCUCGAUCGAUAAGUUUCAUGCCAGGGAGAGGCCUUUCGACAAUGCUACGAUGGAUAAAGCGAUUAGGAGCUAUAACCACCCAUCCAGUGGGCGUGGGGGACGCGGACGUGGAUCAGCAGGCGGGAUAUGUCCUCGUAGUUCGCAGCCUGGGCUGCGUGAUGGGGUGGAGGUCGACCUUAUUCGUUUCCCUCGACAGCAUUGGGACGAGGGAGAGUUUUUGUAUCAUAGCUCCGAUAGCGAUGACGAGGAUUUCUUUUGUACCACCAUGCCGCGAGGUGGAGAUGACGACGGCAGGCCGGGCGACGACCGUCCCGACGAUGACGACAGUGAUGAUGGAGUGGGCGACAGCCGAAACCGUCGAUCGUUGAGAUGGGGUGGUGACACUGGUGGGAGAGGUGUUGUUGCACCACGAGAUGCAGGAAGUGAUGGCAGAGGAUUAGACGUUGUCGACGGUGGAGGCGGCUCAGGCGGCCCACAGGACGAGGAUACCGGAGCAGCGCUGGAGCAUACAUGUGCGGACGUGGCUAUGGACGUCGAGCAGCAUGCGGGGGUGGACGUUGUCGACGGCGGAGGCAGCAGGGAUGGACAGGCCAGUUCCCCGCAUGGCUCGAGACCUCACCUCCUACGAUUGCAGCACGGGCCGAAGAGGACGCAGUCGAUUGCCGAUCGUGUGAGGCAGCCCCACGGGACCCUCACCCCCACCGUUCGUCCACGAGCCGAUGAGUCUGAGCUUGUCCCUGUUUUCGAGGACUCCAUGAGUGAUGGGCCCGUCGAUGAGCAGCACCCGGCACCUGCCGGCUCGGCGCAGGAGACACGUCCGGUUGCCGAUGGGGCACAGGAGGACGCACGUCCAGUUCAUGGCACAGAGCAGGACGCACAUCCACUUCCACGCAUCCCAGUGCUCGGUGGUGGUAUGGACGCGACUGACGUGUGCAUGGAGGUGAUAGAGGAGAGGGACUUAGGAUGUUCCCCUGCGCCGAUGAUGGACGUAGAUCAGCACGCCGAAGAGGCGAGUGGAUUAACAGGCACAAAUGUCGCAGGAGUAUCUACCAUGGAGGAUGGCGAGAUCACUCCAGCGGCGGGAGGCCUAGGAGACAGGGAAGUUCGCCUCUCUCAUCCCAUAGGCAGUCUUCCCCGAACUGCUGACCUGCUCUCCAUAGGUUCUGCACUCGACGGACUCCCCGACAUCCGCACCCUCAUUUCAUCGUUAUUGCCGGACGUGCGGCCCCCUUGCCCCGAUGCUGGGAGCACCCGGGCCACAGGAGACGAAGAUGUCGGCCUCGCGUGCCCCGACGGUAGUCUUCCUCGCAUAGGCGACAUGGUGGGCGUGGGCACGCUCGCCGACAGCAUGUUUGGUGCAGACACGAUUAUUCCACCAUCGUUGCCGCUCGUGUCGCCCCCUGGCCUCAAGGGUGGGCCCGCCCGCGAUGCAAGAGACAGAGGGUUUGACGAAUUCGGUGGAGAUAAGAUAUUCUCUGCCAUGGCCUCUGCAACCCCAUCCGUAUUUCGGGUGGGGAAACCCCACGAGGUCGCUCUAGGCUUGGCCGAUACCACGACACGCCAUGAAGACUUGCCACACGGAUGGGUUCUGCACCACAUGCGGUCGGGAGGGGCGGUAGGGAGGAGCAGCAGGGAGGAGCUCAUGCGGGGGGGGUCUGGCCCAACUGUGCCAGGGUUAGCAGCAUCGUCUUUUUACGACCAGGGGAGAGCAGCACCAGUCGAUGGCGGAACCGCGGCACGGAGGAGUGCAUGCGACAUGACAGAUGUGCCCUUUGGAACACGUUCCAUCAGCACUGUAGGCGGUCGUCACCAUGGUGCGAUGCGUGAGUAUGAGGACCAGCAUGGCAGACGGCUGGCCACGAAGACAUCAGAUGUUGCCUUCACCAGGGUGGUGAAGGCUAGUAUGUCGCGUGCAAGGAGUAAGGGCGGACACGAGAGGUCUUCACAGCAUUCGAGUCGUCGUGGCACCGCACACACUCAGGACGAGGAGGUUGCUGCACAUGGUGGUGUACCGGAGGAUGGACAGGCAGGUGAUGGAGACCGUUCACGCAGAUUGUCACGUGUGCAUGACGACUCCGGCAGCGCAGGGGACGAGCGGUGCAGCCUCGUCGAGGAGGCUGGUCGUGGAGAAAAGAGACGAGGUGCUCUCAUCAUUGUACACGAUGACAGUUCUGACAUCCCGACCGAUGGGAGGGUUGUCAGGUAUGCAGCGAAGCUUGGACACAAUGUGCUCGACACGGGUGGUGCAAGGGGAGGAGAGGCGGGGCGGCGUCCGGUGGAGGGAGCGGUCAGGGGAGAUGGUGGGCAUGGUGCGCCAGACCACCCGUUGGGGGGUGGAGGCGGUGACACGGAGGAGGGCGUGAUCCACGUCGAUCGCGAGGCGCGUGGUCCGGGCGAGGAGGGGAUCCCGGAACACGAGGAUGUGCCAGAGUUUUAUCCAGACACUGGGAAGAGGAUGAAGGAUUGGCGGAGGCAAGCAGGCAAGGAACCUGCAACGGAGGGAUCUUCCAAGAGGAAGGAAGGAGGAACUGAUCCAGCUGCCACCCCAGUAGGAAAGGUGAUUGAGGUCUACGGUGGCGAGUGGGUUGCUCGCCACAAGAAGGCCUUCCUUCGCUGGUUCUAUUCCAGCGGGGUCUUCUUCAAUGCCUUCCGCAACCAGGCUUGGAAGGCAUAUCAACAGGUGCUUCUUGAGCAGCCUGGCAGUUCCCCGCGUGCUGUGCUCCCCGACCACAGCGAGAUUGCGAGUAUGCGAGCGGUGGAGACCCACCAUGCGGAGCUAGCGGAGGAGUUGGAGGAGGCGAGGCAGCCAUUCUGGGUGACGUCCUUCGGAGAUGGGUUACCAGCUUCCACGGAGUACAUCCUUGCAUGUCGGCAGUUUGAGGACUUCCACAUUCAGCGGGGCAGGUUCGGGGAUUGGGGCGGGGCGGAGGGGCAUGCUCGUGGGCGCCCGUGCAGCGGGGACGGCGAGACGAUUGAGUGUGCGUCCUGGUGGUCUAAGUUCGGGGCCGGCGCGCCACAGUUGCAGCGGUGCGCUCUUCGGGUGAUGCACAUGUGGUCUUGCGCCUCUCUAGCGGAGAGGAAUUGGGCAGUCCGUGAGGGCAUCCACACGAAGAAGCGCAACCAGUUGACCUUCGAGAAGGUCGUUCAACUCGUUGAGAUCAUCGCAAAUGUGUGGUUGAUGGAGUAUCGGGGGGUUGGAAGCAGUUAUGCGCUGCCAUGGCAGCAGGACGAGGGCAUGCUGGAUUGCCAGGCAGGACUCGACGUAGAGGUUGAGGAGGGGGCACUGUCGACAGCAGCAGUGGAGGGGGGGAUGGCACCAACGGCGGUGGCGGACGCGACCGUCGCAGCCACGGUGGACGAGAUAGCAGCAGUAGCAGCAGCAGCAGUAAUGGAGGAGAUGGCAGCAUCACCGCUGGAGGAGGAGACACCAGCGGCAGGAGGAGCAGCAGCAGUGGAGGGGCAGGUGGCAGCAGCAGGAGGAGCAGCUGGAGGAGCGGCAACAGUGGAGGUGGAGGGGGCAGCAACAGUGGAGGAGGAGGAGGCACCCUCAGCAGCUGCAGUGGAGGGGGGGGUGGCAGGACCAGUGUACGAGGAGAAAGCCGCACAGGCGGAGGUGCCGUGUGGGGGCGAUGACGAGCGCCUCAUGCAGCAGUUCCUCACGGAGGAGCUCGAUCCGGUCAUAACGGAUUUGGGGUUCGAGCAAGUGGUUGUGCCCCCACGUCCUCCUAGUCACUUUGCUCCGCAGGAGGUCCGUCAUCCUUUGGAUGCAGAGGAGUUGGCCAGAGAGGCUGUGCGUGAUGUUACUCGAUUGGACGGACGGAUCUUCGACCAGAGGCUCGAGCAUUUAGCAUGGCAAGCGAUCCCUUCGGUUCCAUGGGGUCCUGCGUCGCCCGUGUCGUCUGGGUCUACCUCCACCGGAGGACGUACCGUGGGACAUGUUCCAGGGGUUUCGGAUGGCGUGAUGGAGACAGCGCCACGCACAAGAGACAUGCCACCCCUUCCUCCUAGACCACCUGUAGGUGAUCCAUCAUCAUCGCCCACAGGCAAAGGCUCUCGAUCCCCACACACGCCUGGGAGAUCUAGGGUUCGUGACACGACAGCAAUUCAGCGGGAUGUGUGUGACACGACGUUAUUCGGGAGGAUAGACAUAGAUUUGGAUUCCACCCGCUGUGUCACGGAGCACACAGGACGCCUUUUGCCGGGCUUGAGACCCCGCGGCGCCAGGACGACCGCGGCGAGGGAGGUACCAGCAUCAGGUUGUGUGCCUCAGCGAGGUCGCAGCAGAGGAGUGUCCACCGAGAGCUUGGAGCACGCUCUGAGAGCAACGACGCGUACCGUGCAUGAGCAAACUCCACGCAAGCGUGGAGCGCCUCCUCGUCCACGCCCCACGGUUGCAGAGGCUAGUGCGAGGGUUGUUGUGUUGAGGAAGGGAGGAGGCCCUGUCACCAUCGAGGAGGAUGAUCCUGAUACAGAUGCGGCAGUGCAGGAGGCGGACGAGGACUAUGAGGGCGAGCAGGAGGAAGAGGAGGAGAGCAAGAGCGGUUCUGAUGGUGACGACAAUGACGACGGCGAUGAGCCCCCACCUCCCCCAGGACCCCCACCGACGAGUGCAUCCACACUCUGCUGCGCAUACUUCUUCAUUUGGACGAGGGAGGAAGAGGUCGACAUCCGGCACUCGAGGGGGUACGAGGAGACAGAGCGGGAAGGGGAAGAAGGGUCGUUGACCGAUGAGGCGAACACUCUGCUUAUCCCCUACUCGCACUGUACUUCUUUCUGAUCAUGCCCAUGAAUCACUUUGUGCCUCCCUUGAUUCCCAUGUAUUUUUCUCGAAGUCAUGAUAAAUUGCCCCAGACAAU